AUGGGUCUCAUCUUCAACAUUGCCCUUGCCGUCUUCGCUGGCACGGGCAGCUUCCUCUUCGGAUAUGACUCUGGAGUAAUGACCAUUGUCAUCCAAUCACCCAACUUCCUCGCCUUCUUCGACACAGAGAAGACAUCGCCGAUUAUAGGAGCCAUCAAUGCGACGUUUUCAGGUGGAGCAUUUUUCGGUUCGCUGAUGGGAGGGUUCACGAUGGAUAGGUUCGGUCGCAGGAAGACAAUCAUGAUCGGAGCUUUGAUAAACCUGAUCGGAGCUAUACUCCAAUGCGCCGCCCAGGACCUCGCUAUGAUACUCGUCGGACGAAUCUUGGCUGGAUGGGCAGUAGGUCUAAUGUCCAUGUCCGUACCCAUCUACCAAACCGAAUGCGCCCACCCCAAAACGCGAGGUCUAAUCACCGGUCUCACGCAGCAAAUGAUCGGCGUGGGUUUCAUCGUCUCAACAUGGAUCGGUUACGGCGCCUCGAAAGUACCCGCAACAAACUCCUUCUCCUGGCGCUUCCCCCUCGCUUUCCAAUGCCUACCCUGCUUGAUCAUCAUAUGCGGUAUGCUGUUCUUCCCAGAAUCGCCCCGUUACCUGGUAGAGAUCGACCGCGCAGACGAAGCGCUGAAGGUGCUUCGCAAGUUGCACUACAAUGGUAGCAACGACGACUGGAUCCAAAGCGAGUUCAACGAGAUCAAAUUGACUAUUGAUGCGGAGAAAGCGAUUACCGCGCCGGGCUGGAAGGUCAUGUUUACGGUUCCCGUGUGGCGGAAGAGACUUAUGCAUGCUACGCUUGUUCAGGUGUUUACGCAGAUGACUGGUAUCAACGUUAUCGGUUACUACUCCACCAUUCUCUACGAGAACCUCGGUAUUGUCGGCGACCGCAACCUGCUCGUUACCAGCAUCUACAACAUCGUCGGCCCCGUGUUCAACCUCUUCUUCAUCGUCUUUCUCCUCGAUCGCGUUGGCCGCAAGAAGCCCCUUCUCUUCGGCACCAUUGGUAUCUCUAUCGCCCUCAUCUGCGAAGCGAUCAUCGGAUCUCAGGUCGAAGGUGCUACAGGAUCCCGAAGAGACUCGCUAUCUGCCGCUGGCGUCUUCUUCUUGUUUCUGGUAUCUUGCAUCUUCUCAAUGUCCUUCGGUCCAAUUUCUUGGGUAUACGCCAGUGAGAUUCUCCCGCUGAGUAUCCGUGGACGCGGUUCUGCUUUCGCAACUGGUUUUGGUAACUGGCUUGUGGGAACUGUGUGGAGUCAGGUGUCGCCCAUCGGGCUGGGUGAGAUUACUUACAAGUUUUACUUCAUCUUUGUGGCUUUCAAUCUCUGUGUCACGUUCCCGACUAUCUGGUUCGUGUUCAAGGAAACGAAGCAGCUCACACUUGAGGAGAUUGACCUGCUGUUCGGCGAUCGUGCACUUGGCACGCUUCCUGAUAACCUGGAUGACAAGCAGCGGGUGAUAGAACUGGAGAGGAUUGAUGCUGCGAAGAAGAAGCUCGCCGGCAACCACGUUACGGCUGUGCAUUAG
Messenger RNA from Alternaria incomplexa, 1515 nucleotides. RefSeq lists its product as uncharacterized. Gene Ontology annotation, molecular function: carbohydrate:proton symporter activity. NCBI's taxonomy places the organism in Eukaryota, Fungi, Ascomycota, Dothideomycetes, Pleosporales, Pleosporaceae. Gene Ontology annotation, biological process: transmembrane transport; carbohydrate transport. The transcript is spliced from 5 exons. Bases 1 to 1515 code for a protein of 504 amino acids. Gene Ontology annotation, cellular component: membrane. The record is from RefSeq and is a predicted model, not a curated record.